AUGGGUAGGUCACCAUGCUGUGAAAAAGUGGGCUUGAAGAAAGGCCCUUGGACUCCCGAGGAAGACAAAAAGCUCAUGGCUUACAUUGAAGAGUUUGGCCACGGAAGCUGGCGUGCCUUGCCUUCCAAAGCUGGCCUUCAAAGAUGUGGGAAGAGCUGCAGACUGAGGUGGACUAACUACCUUCGACCCGACAUUAAAAGAGGAAAGUUCAGCUUGCAGGAAGAGCAAACAAUCAUUCAACUCCAUGCCCUUCUUGGGAACAGAUGGUCAGCUAUAGCCGCUCAACUUCCAAAGAGAACCGACAAUGAGAUAAAGAACUACUGGAACACACAUCUGAAGAAGAGGCUAACCAGAAUGGGGAUAGACCCCACCACACACAAGCCCAAAACCGAUGCGCUUGGUGGUUCCGGUGGUUGCCAAUCAAAGGACGCAGCCAACCUCAGCCACAUGGCGCAGUGGGAGAGUGCUCGUCUCGAAGCCGAAGCAAGAUUGGUGAGAGAGUCAAAGUUGCAAGUCCAGAACAACCUUGGAUCCUGCUCCAACACACAACCCGCGAGGCUCGUCCUCAACAAAAUCACUACGCAGCAACCUUCUCUACCACCCUGCCUCGACAUCCUCAAAGCAUGGCAAAGCUCAUGGUCCAAGCCGCAAGCAGGAAGCAAAGAAAGUAACACCAAAAUGAUGCACAGCAUGUACGCCAUGAUGCUAUCCAGUGAAGACACUUUAGAGUCUCCAACCUCCACGUUGUGCUUUCCAGGAACAACCCCAACUAUGCUUCCUGUCUCCAACAGCAACAACAACAUUGGAGUACUGUUCAAUGAAAGCAACAACAUGUUUCCUCUCUCGAGCACAAACAUGGAUAGUGGGUUCAUGAAAGAGAGCACAGUGUUACAUUUGCAAGACGACGAUAUUAUGGCGGCUGUGGAAGCAUUUAGAGCCACUACUACAGGGUACGACAGCAAUAAUAAUGUUGUUCCUCCCACACUCUCCAACGGUGUCGUCCUCGAAGGACUCAACAAUGAUGAACCGUUGAUUUAUGAGUCCAACGAUAACUUGGGCACGGAUGAAGAAAGCAUGGCAAUGUUAAACGGGGAAGGAAGCCUCUGCAACGUGAACCUGGAAGAGAAUAACAAGCAUUACUGGAAUAACAUAUUUAAUUUGGUGAAUGAUCCCUUGACUGGUUCCUCUGUCUUCUGA
This is a messenger RNA of Sphenostylis stenocarpa, 1197 nucleotides long. Lineage: Eukaryota; Viridiplantae; Streptophyta; Magnoliopsida; Fabales; Fabaceae. The record is from the annotation of a GenBank genome assembly.